UCCGCUGUCAACCAUGGCCACGACGUUGACGCCGGCGCGGACGCCCCCGCGGUCUCUAAGUCGCUCGUUGACGAACAAGCCAACGCCAGCGACGGCGAAGGACCAAGCGAAGACAAAGAAGCAGGUGAAUGCUGCGGCGGAAAUGGAGCUCCUCUUGCAGAUGACGGCAGGCCCGCUCGAAUCGAGUGUCAUCCCGCGCUGGAAGCGCAAAAAGAAGGUCGAAGCCGUCUCGCCGUCCCCGGCAAAGCGAAAGAAGAUCACGAAUGAUCGCUUCAUUCCGAAUCGGUCGGCCAUGGACAUGAAAGUCUCGAGCCUCAAAGUCACGGCGCCGUUCGAAGCGAAGGCGGCGCAACCCUCGGUGACAACCCCAACGCCUGCAUCGAUCGCCGCGCCCGACAGUCCAUCACAGCAGACUUUUCAAACGUGCUUGGCCAAGUCGCUACUGGGCACGAGUGACCUUGAAGGCCAUCGAAUUCUUACCUUCAAGGACAAGCCUCCUGCAGCGGACGACCCUGCGUCAUUCAAGGGUGCUCUCAACGUCAUGUACAACAAGCGUGCGACGUCGUCCAAGAUCAAGCCACUGCUGACGCGCCACAUUCCGUCCGCGCCGACCAAGGUUCUCGACGCACCCGAACUCAUGGACGACUACUACCUCAACCUCCUAUCGUGGGGCAAAAACAAUGUGCUCGCAGUUGCGCUCGGCGCGUCACUGUACCUCUGGAACGCUGCGACAGGCGCCAUCGACGAGCUCAUGGCGCUUGAUGGCGACGAGUACAUUAGCUCCGUCUCGUGGAUCCAAGAAGGCAACACGCUCGCAGUUGGCUCGAGCGACGCAACGGUGCAGCUUUGGGACACGACCAACGCCAAACUACUCCGGACGCUCAACGGCCACUCGGCACGUGUAGGUGCGCUCUCGUGGAACCGCCACGUGCUCUCGUCGGGCUCGCGCGACACAUCCAUCAUUCACCACGAUGUCCGCGUUGCGUCGCACAUCGUUGCGACGCUCAACAGCCACGAACAAGAGGUCUGUGGUCUGCGCUGGUCACCCGAUGGUACCAAGCUCGCAUCCGGCGGCAACGACAACGCGCUUUGCAUCUGGAACCAGAUGCAAACAACUCCGAUGCACAAACUCACGGACCACUGCGCUGCCGUCAAGGCGCUCGCGUGGUGCCCGUGGGACCGCCACGUCCUCGCCUCUGGCGGCGGCACGGCCGACCGCACGAUUAAGCUGUGGAACGCGCAGACAGGAAGCCUCCUCCAGUCGACCGACACGGGUUCGCAGGUAUGCGCACUGCUCUGGUCGACGAGCGAGAAGGAGCUUUUGAGUUCGCACGGCUACGCGCAGAACGAACUCUGCCUUUGGUCGUACCCCGCGAUGCGCAAGGUGAAGGAGCUCACGGGUCACUCUGCGCGCGUCCUGCACCUCGCAGCCGGCCCUGACGCUACGACAGUCGUCUCUGGCGCCGCCGACGAAACGUUGCGCUUCUGGAACAUCUUUGCGCCGGCUGUUGUCUCGUCCAAGGCCAAGGCCCCUCCGGCGACUGGUCUACGCGCCGCCAGCAUUCGAUAGACAAACCGCCGACUAUUGUGUGCAAUGUAUUCUGAAAUUAUGUAGUAGUGG
Saprolegnia parasitica CBS 223.65 is the source of this 1621-nucleotide messenger RNA. RefSeq lists its product as hypothetical. Gene Ontology annotation, cellular component: anaphase-promoting complex. NCBI's taxonomy places the organism in Eukaryota, Oomycota, Saprolegniomycetes, Saprolegniales, Saprolegniaceae. Gene Ontology annotation, molecular function: anaphase-promoting complex binding; protein binding; ubiquitin ligase activator activity. The record is from RefSeq and is a predicted model, not a curated record. The transcript has 2 exons. The coding region runs from base 14 to 1570 and encodes 518 amino acids. Gene Ontology annotation, biological process: positive regulation of ubiquitin protein ligase activity; anaphase-promoting complex-dependent catabolic process; positive regulation of anaphase-promoting complex-dependent catabolic process.